AAUCAUUCCGCCAUUUGGCGUCAUCACCUCUUCGCCCCCUUCCCUCUGACCUCUGACCCCUCGACCUUUGACCUUUCAGGCGGUCCUGUAGUCCUACGGGGCGAGUUCAACAUGACAUGAUAUGUUUAAAAAAAUAUGAUGCAAAUAAUCACAGGAAUUUAUCAUCGUGAUUAUUUUUGCCCGUUGGCCUGAUGAAGAGAAGGCGAAGUGACGUCACAGACAUUUUCUGCUGCUGAAGCAGAGGAGAGAAGAAGAAGAAGUGAAUCGUGUGGGAUGUCAUCAAUCGGAGAAAUAUUGAUCAGUGUGUGUGGAUCGUAAAACGGGGAUCUCUGCUGGAGGCCCACCCAUGUCUGCUGGAAUUCAUCUCCACCGUGGUUAACAAAACAUCAUCGGACCCCGACGUCAUCUCCUUCGCUCUCAAACUCUCCGGCUUAAUCGCCGCCACCGAGGACGGCUUCGAAACGCUCCAGGAGCGCUCUGUUCUGGACCUCACCUUUAACCAGCGGCACUGGCAGGAAGCCGGGCUUUGGGAGGAUCCCUGCAUACGGAUCGGCUGGAUCCAGGGCGUAAGGAGCAUGCUGCAGCACUCGAAGGCUCUCGGCUUCUUUGUACAAGCAGACUUCAUUGUUCCGCUCCUACAACUCCAGACAGACUCGAGUCUGUUUGUCGCCGCUGCUGCAAAUCAAACGCUCGCCCACGUCCUGCUCUUCUUUCAGCCGGCGCUGUCGGCAGGAUGCAACGGCACAGUGAAGUCACAGGGGAGCGACACCAGGACGCGAGAGCACCCGGGCGUCACCACCGCGGAAACCGACCACGAUUACUCUGCCGUGCUCGUCGCGAUCUCAGAGUACCUCAAGGGGUCGCUGGUACGCGGAGAAGAAAACACGCGGCUCCACCAGAGUCGGCAGAUUCUCAAACUGCUGGCCCUGCUCCUGGCCCGGGCCGCGCCGCCCCUCCGGGACAAGCUGCUCCGGACGGUCGCAGACCCACUGGAGGAACUGGUGACUGCAGGCUGCAGUCGACUCAUGCCCCCUCUGAUGGACAUCGUUCUGGCUGCAAACAGCAGCUCCAGUGUCCCAGACCAGCGCGUCACUCGCCUGCUGUCGUCCAUGCUGAACACAAACAAACCUGCUGACCGCCUUCGUGCUGCAGCUGCUUUUCUCCACAGCGGCCACCGGGACACUGUCCACACCGUCCGGGCUGUGAGAAUACUGCUGCUGCCCCUCGACAUUAUAACUGGUCAGACUCAACUGGGCGCAGACACUUCAGAAGAGCAUCGGUUUUCAAUGGUCGAGCAGCUGAAGAGUAAAACCACCUGCGUCUCCAUGGUCUGCGUCUGUCUGACCAACACGCCUCAGAUCACACUCAUGCCUCCAGACCUUCUGCCCUGUCCUCUGGUUGUAAUCGUCAGUGCAGUUCUGUCACUGUUGAGGAUCUGCUGCGGCGACUCCUCAUCCGGCGGCUGCGCCGAGGUGUUCAGGAACGUCAUCGGCUCUGGCAAAGUUCAGAAAUGUGCGCUGGAGGUUCUUGCAUGUCUCAGCAGCAGCCCAGGAGUGAAAGACGAGCUGACCGAGGUCGUCACAGUUCUGAUACAAUAUCUGAACGACCCCGACUCGGACCCCACGGUGAUACACAAGUCCUAUCAGGCCUUGGUGAAGUGGAUGAGUGUGUGUGAAGACCUCUCGUCGGUAACGGACCUGCUCAGACGAGAUCUCAGCGAGGUCGUGAGGAAACGUGUGUGCGACAUGCGCUGGGAGGUGAGAGACUCGACGGUGGAGUUCCUGGGGAAACUGGCGGCGGUCCCGAAAUCGGUGGAGGAAACGCGCGACGGCACUUGGCCAGGCAGCUGUAGCAGCGCUCCCCUCCUCAGGGAGGCGCUGCAGGAUCCAGAGAGCUACGUGAGGGCCAGCGCCGUGGCCGCACUGGCACAGACACUGGCGCGCGGCUGGCAGCAGGGGGCAGCACUCACACAGGAGCAGACUGACAUCGUGAGCCGGCUGCUUGAAAUUCUCUCCCAGGACACGGAGGGAUUCGCCAGGAGGGCAGUUUUGCAAUAUUUCAUCGCCUGGUUUUCCUCACGUGCCUCGCACACGUCUCCACCGUCGUCGUCGACGACCUCCUCCUCCUCCUCCUCCUCCUCCUCCUCCUCCUCCUCCUCCCUCCUGGUGAACUCUGUGAGCUCCAUCCUCUCUCUGGGCAGCGCUGACCUGGACUGGGAGGUCAAAGUUCACACCCUGGAGCUGGCGGAGCUCCUGCUGGAUGAAGCGCUGUCAGGUCACCGUGGCUACAGGAAGGGCCCAGAGACGCCUCCCGCUCUGCUACACCCGUACGCCGUGGUUCCUGAUCGGACGUCCACGCUUCGCAUGCAGGGCGCGGAGUCUGAUUCGGCCGGCGCGUUGAGUGACCUGGUCGAGCGGGGAGUCGUCUCAGCUUUGUUGAGCGGCCUGGUCGACUGCGACAGACCCGUGGGUCUGAAGGCCUGUCAGCUCCUGAUUACACUCAGAGACACCAUCUGCCCGCCGCCGCUGGAGACUCUGGAUGCAACUCCUGCCACGGCAACAGUCGCCAGGGUGUCCUGUGAACUGCCCGCAUGCGGCUGGGGGCGGGAGAUCAGAAAAAUACUGGGCGCCAAUAAGUGCGAUAAGGCUAAAGAGGCAGACGUCGCCGGUGAGACGCGGGAGGAAGGCAAGGGUGAGGGGAACGACGGUGUGUCCGUGUGUGAAAUGUUGCGCUCGCUGGGUUUAGACGCGAGACUGGACGUCCUGAGUCAAAGCAGCGACCACGUCCACAACUCUCCCCUGUCCCUGCUGCAGGACAUCCUGACCGCGAGUGCCGCACACACUCGUCAAGACAUGCAGCCGGGGCAAGAAGUCAUAGUGGACUGCUACUGACGCACACGCACGCACGGCCAUAUGUUGGUUUGUUAUCAGUGAACAGCAACACACUCUUAACUCAGGCUACAUUUGCUUUCACGUUGUGAUAUGUCGGUUCUUUGAGUUAAAAAUGAUUCGCCCUGAUUGUACUGAUUUGUAUAUGUGCAUGUGCGUGUGUGUGUGUGUGAACGAACAUGGGCAGGUAUCUUCGAGAGCAUCAUGACCAGAGAUUUCUGUUUUUACCCCCAAAAAAUUAUGAUGGACAAUUUGUUGGCUAUUUUAUGAAUGAGCCAACUGAUAAAACAACCGUUUUGAUUGUUUCUCAACGUUCGAUGAUAAUGUUUAAAUAGACAUCUUCAAAUUUCAUUAAGUAGACUUUGAUACAACACAAUCCCAUUUGUCAUAAUUCCUCCCUAAACCAUGUUUAAAUCAGUUAAAUCCCAUUUCAUCCGUUAGAUGAGGUCGCACCACGUCCGCAGUGGCCAAGUGGCAUAAGCGACACGGGAGCAGUGGCAGCUUGGGCGUGCGCGUGUGUGUGUGUGCGCGUGUGUGUGAGAGAGUGACACGGUUGAAAAAACGUGUCCUGUGUAGAAAAGAACCAGAAAAGAUCAAAUCUAAUUUUCAGAUUUGAAAAUAACCGCACAUAUUUUUUCAAAUUCUCAGUAUUUGCAUUUCCUAUAAACCAAUCAUGUCUGUUACACAUUGAUUCACAUUUUUAUCUAAAAUAUUAUUCAGUUGAACUUCCACAAAACUUUCUACGCACAGAUGAAUUGUUGUCAAUGAAUGUACGAAUCAAACUUUGUGAAAUUGAUUUAAUUUCUCUGCCUAUCCAUCAACACAAGGCUGUUAGACCAACCAGCCCUCUCUUACUACAUCCUCUGUAUCUGUGUUGACAUUGAAUUCUGACUUCUUCACCUGUACGGACAUGUUCAGUCCGAUUCAGUUACACUUUCAUGGAUCCUUUUAUUGUUUGCAACGUUUUCCAGAUCCCAGUCGUCUUAGUUGUGAUGGAUGGAUCACCUGAUGACGCCUUUGCAGGGUCUUACUGGUCAUUUUGCAAUACAGGAUUACAGAAUUAAAUGCAGUUGCAGCCCCCUACAUACUGUAAAUGUAAAAAAUUAUGUCAAAUGAUUUAAAUUGGAAUAGGAAAAAACAAUAAAAAGUAUUUAUAUUUGUACAGUA
Messenger RNA from Scophthalmus maximus (turbot), 4055 nucleotides. RefSeq names its product BRCA1-associated ATM activator 1 (gene brat1). Gene Ontology annotation, biological process: positive regulation of protein phosphorylation; DNA damage response; cell population proliferation. Bases 576 to 2891 code for a protein of 771 amino acids. Gene Ontology annotation, cellular component: nucleus. Lineage: Eukaryota; Metazoa; Chordata; Actinopteri; Pleuronectiformes; Scophthalmidae. The record is from RefSeq and is a predicted model, not a curated record. The transcript has 12 exons.